CCCGACCCUCAUGUUGAAGAUCGCCGCUUCCGACAGACGUACUAGACGCAUUCGUUGACCAUACACAAGUAAUCUUUCCUGUCCCUCUCUUGCAACUUUCUCAUCUAUCCAUCGAACCAGAUCUAUUCUUAAUGAUGGUGACUCGAGCAUAUUACGAUAAUGAGGAGCCAGCGUUUGCCCAAUACAGCGGCCGCGGGCAUGGCUAUCCUCUCAGCCAUGAACGAGAGUUGCCUGCCAACCAUGGUCCGUACGGGGGAGCUCGAGGUCAUCAGCACGAAGCGCGCAACAAUGGCCAGAGUCCCGAGCGAGAAUCUGUUUCUUCACACCCAAGACGUCGAAUUCCAGUUGCAUGCGGUCGCUGUCGAAAGCGGAAGAUCCGCUGCAGUGGAGAUCCGGGGAAUGGCGGACCAUGCUCGAACUGCAAGGCUGCAGGAAACGAGCAGUGUCAAUUCUUGAGGGUCUCAUCAACUGAAGCACAGAUGAAGAGCGAUGCAGCAGAUUUUGGUUACGAUUCUGCCCCUGCAGUUCCCCGGACCAGUUGCCGUAUGAUUCAAUACGGAACACAGACUUACGCGCCACAGCCGAUUGCUUUGGGGCCAGAUGGGUUCCCAUAUCGUCAUAGUUCGCUUUCAUAUCCGUAUCAAGGGAAGGGAUACUAUGGAAUGCCAUCUUACAGCGAAUUUGCCGAUGAGAACAUCGACUACGGUCUGCAAAGUGCCUCCUAUCAGCUCUUGACCCAGGAACAUGUGAACAUGGCAUCAGCUUACUCCUCAUCCGGAAGUGGGCGAGGAUGGACUCCGGCUCCUCAGCUCCCAAAGACCACCCCGUUGUUUCUUGAGCAGGAGCCAGCAUACAGCCAUGGGCAGAUGCCAUAUUCAAGCAAUGGUUACGCACUUCGCCCAACGAUAAGCCCUGAAUCCAAGGCUAUGUCUCUAAAUAGCAUGGCGGGCUCUCUCCCUGUUCCCCCUCCGAUUAAUGGUACGGAUCGUGUAUUGCCAUUUCCGGCUCAUCGUUCAUCAUAUGUUCGUUCGAGCGAAGGCAUGAUCCCAACUCCGCAAUCAGGUCGCAAUCUGGAAUGUAUACAACCCUAUAAUGGGUUGAUAGGCAACAACAUUAUGAGCAAUUCCAAGGGUAUUAACACCAACUCAGUAUCAGAGAACGGGAACAUAUCCAGCUCCUACAUCUCCCUCCCGCAGAGCAGUCCCGAAGCGAUACCCGCAACCCACAUAAACUAUGGCACGCCUAAUCUCUCCAGCAGCCAACAGCAGAACGAGAUGUACAAUCCCGGGGGUCAUGAUCGGCUCUACAACUCCAACAGCAACUCGUCGUCCGAGGAUCUGCGCAGCGGUAGCUACGGCAUCGUGAGCCCCGGCUCCAAGCGCCCAUCUCAAAGCAGCCAAACCGACGGCACGAUGUCGUCCCCCUCACCCGGGACUCUAGCUAAUGGACACUCCUACGUACCUUACCAUCAACAAUCAUAUCCGGCACCCCCUAUGGAGCUCAGCGGGGCUCACACCCACCGGGGAUCCGUUGCGGGUAUCCAGGCUGGUGCAUGAAUCGCCGUUCCUCCCCCCGCGUCGCCAAAACUCCAAAAGCUCAUCUUUCAAUUCUCUUUCUCCCCCUGUCGUCUGUCCCG
Messenger RNA from Amorphotheca resinae ATCC 22711, 1636 nucleotides. RefSeq lists its product as hypothetical. NCBI's taxonomy places the organism in Eukaryota, Fungi, Ascomycota, Leotiomycetes, Helotiales, Amorphothecaceae. Bases 132 to 1556 code for a protein of 474 amino acids. The transcript has 4 exons. Gene Ontology annotation, biological process: regulation of DNA-templated transcription. The record is from RefSeq and is a predicted model, not a curated record. Gene Ontology annotation, molecular function: zinc ion binding; DNA-binding transcription factor activity, RNA polymerase II-specific.